AUGUCCAUGUCGACUUCUAAGACUUCAUCGACGUGGGAUUUUGCCCCUGUUAUCAAUCUCCUCCACUCCUUGUCGACAGGCAACCAAUCCGCGACACCUGUUGAUCAGGUCGUUAGCGCCACCAUUCCUCCAGAACCUGAUAUCAACACUGUACGAGAUGGAUGCCAAAGACUGGGGGAUUUCGGACCUCUUUGGGAUUUACUUUCCGGAGGGGGCCCGCUUGGCGAUGACACGGCAGCAGGAGAUGCCAAUCUCAGCCAGGAGCAAUGCCUUGCUACUUCACAAAAUUUCAAAGAAGUAGAGGCCCUAACUGAAUCUACAGAAAAGACGGCUGAUAGACCAAAAAUCCAGAUACUACUUAAAAAGAAAAAGGAAGAAAAUGUCAGAAAUAACACCCGCAUCUGGCCCAGUGUUUUCCCACUUGCGGAGACUUCUGACGAUGAGGCCGGUGGCCCUCCGGCACCCAAGCGUCGCCAGCCUUUAUCGAUUUUACAAAAUCAUCAUAGAUCUGUCAUUAAUCAACCGAUCUCAGCCCUUCCUUCCCGAAUCAGUCCACCAUGUCAUAAAUCACCCUCUGUCAAACCUAGCAAGCGAAUCGAGCCUCUUCUCAAAUGCUCUCCUACCGAAAAGAGACUGGAUUUGAUUUCCAUGCUUAGUACUCGUUUUCCGAAGGAAAGAGAAAGUCUUGUUAAGCUUCAAACGCCCUCUGCCAAACCUCACAACCCGAAUUUUCAUCCAACGGGGAUUUCCGUGGGAUUUCACGACUGCAUUAAAAUCGCUCGAGCUAUCCCCAUCACCGUCCGGGUUCCUCGGGUCCCUCUAUCCUUCUACAACUUUUCUCUCAUUUUAGAACGAGGCCGAUCGAUCAGUAAAAGGGUCUUGGUCGGCUCUGACCGCUUUCCAGCCAUCGACGAGGCUGAAGAAAUCGGCUAUGAAAUAAAUAUUCUCGAACGAGUCCAGAAGUCGAAAGAUUGCACUCCGCGUAAGAAGAAAUUCUUGGGUGUCAAUGGAAAUGGUCGUUGCAAUGGUGCCACAGGAAACAAUGCCCAAGGCCAGUCCAGUGGCUCUGAAACGAACGCUGGCCCAGGUCUAGAGCGAUGGGUGGAACAGGGGGUAGACGAAAUUCUACACCUGAAGAUCCUAGAAAGCCUCGUCGAUUCUGAGGCGCCCUCCACCAUAGUACUCGCGACGGGUGAUGCAGCUGAAGCUGAAUACUCAGACGGGUUUUUGAAGAUGGUGGGGCGUGCGCUGCAGAAGGGUUGGGCUGUCGAACUUGUGAGUUUUAGUACUACCACCAGUCGCGCGUACAAGCGGAAGGAAUUCCGUUCCCAGUGGGGUUCGCAGUUUAGAGUCAUCAAGCUGGAUGAAUAUGUUGAACACCUUCUGGAUGCGUGA
Messenger RNA from Blastomyces dermatitidis ER-3, 1395 nucleotides. RefSeq lists its product as uncharacterized. Gene Ontology annotation, molecular function: small GTPase binding; guanyl-nucleotide exchange factor activity. Lineage: Eukaryota; Fungi; Ascomycota; Eurotiomycetes; Onygenales; Ajellomycetaceae. The transcript is spliced from 2 exons. The record is from RefSeq and is a predicted model, not a curated record. Gene Ontology annotation, cellular component: nucleus. The coding region runs from base 1 to 1395 and encodes 464 amino acids. Gene Ontology annotation, biological process: protein import into nucleus.